Molecule: messenger RNA, 294 nt
Organism: Penicillium verhagenii
Lineage: Eukaryota; Fungi; Ascomycota; Eurotiomycetes; Eurotiales; Aspergillaceae
Exons: 1
Coding region: 1-294 (97 amino acids)
Source: RefSeq, a predicted model, not a curated record
AUGUCUGGCAAGACGUGGGAAGACGAUGUACGACGCAAACUCAAGGAUUUGGGACUGAAGCCGUUCCCCGAUGAUCCCUGUAUCUACAGUGAUCACAAGCUCAUUAUUAUGAUCUUUGUCGAUGACUUCCUCGGCAUUUAUCAUAAACAAAAUGCCGAACACGCCCUUGGCAUCAAAAGAGGACUGAAUACAGGGAUCAUCAGGGAAUGGCUUCAGUCCCAAAUCCUUGAGUUUGCGUCGUAUACCGUCUUCCCACGUCUUGCCAGACAUGCGCAAACCAGAUUUUUCCCCUAG